Messenger RNA from Salvia splendens (bonfire salvia), 1805 nucleotides. Its product is annotated as pentatricopeptide repeat-containing protein At1g60770. NCBI's taxonomy places the organism in Eukaryota, Viridiplantae, Streptophyta, Magnoliopsida, Lamiales, Lamiaceae. Gene Ontology annotation, cellular component: mitochondrion. The record is from RefSeq and is a predicted model, not a curated record. The coding region runs from base 106 to 1587 and encodes 493 amino acids. Gene Ontology annotation, molecular function: protein binding. The transcript is spliced from 2 exons.
ACCUCACUUCCGCUUCUACUGUUUCCCCAAAUUCGAAGCUGAAAUCCAAGGUUUAAUCAGCUCAGUUUCGCAAAAUCUCUGCAUUGAUUGAAUCGGAGAGGGAAAAUGGCGUCGACGUUUAUGCAGCAAUUCGCGAAGAAGAAGACCGUAGUGAAGCGAUCGUCGAAGAAGUAUUUGACGGAGGCGCUGUACAAGAAGCUGCUCAGCGAUGGCGGCGAGGAGAGGAGCGUCAGGGCGAAGACGAACGAGUUUCUCAAGUCGCGUAAGAGUGCUUACAAAUGGGAGGUUGGCCGCACCGUGAAGAUUCUCCGCGGCCGCAAACUGUACGGACCCGCUGUCAAGAUAUCCGAGACUAUGGAGAAAAGAGGGAUGAAUAAAACCGUGAGUGACCAAGCUAUUCAUCUUGAUCUGAUAGCGAAAAGCCGAGGCAUUGCUGCUGCCGAGACCUAUUUUGUGUCUCUGCCGGAGUCAUCAAAAACGAAUCUCACUUACAGCGCUCUUCUCAAUUGCUACUGCAAACUCUCAAUGACUUCAAAGUCUGAGACUAUGUUCGAGAGGAUGAAAGAACUUAAUUUGGAGAUGACUUCCAUGCCGUACAACAGCCUCAUGACCCUGAACAUGAAAAACGAGCUGCCACAGCUCGUCCCUGCACUUGUCAAAGAAAUGAAGGAGGCUGGCGUCAUGCCUGACGUUUACACCUACAAUGUGUGGAUGAGGGCUCUUGCUGCCACGGGUGAUAUUGACGGGGUCGAGAGGGUUAUUGAUGAGAUGAAGAGAGAUGGCCGAGUUGCAGCAGAUUGGACGACAUACAGCAAUCUGGCAUCUAUCUAUGCUGAUGCCGGAGCAUUUGAUAAAGCUGAGGCGGCACUUAAGGAGCUGGAGAGCAGAAAUGCCCGCAGAGAACUCUCGGCUUACCAAUUCCUGAUCACACUGUACGGACGCACUGGGAAUCUGCUCGAAGUGUAUCGAGUGUGGCGUUCGUUGAAGCUAGCUUUUCCAAAAACCGCAAACUUGAGUUAUCUGAACAUGAUUCAGGUGUUGGUUAAGCUGAAUGAUCUACCAGGUGCUGAGAAAUGUUUCCACGAGUGGGCGACUGCUUACUCAACCGGUAGCUCGACUUUUGAUAUCCGUAUCGCGAACGUCCUCAUCAGCGCUUAUCUGAAAGAAGGUUCUCCCGAGAAGGCAGACAAGCUGAGAAGGCACGCCAAGAGGAGAGGAGCGAAGCCCAACGCCAAAACCUGGGAGCAUUACAUCGACUACUAUAUGAAGAAGGAAGAGUUCAAACCACUCGUGAAGUGCGUCAACAAUGCCGUCACAGCUGGCUGGGCUAACGGAGCCGAGUGGGCCCCAUCACCCGAAGUCGUGGAGGCUGUUAUGCGGCACUUUGAGCAGAGCAAGGACGUCGGGGGCGCUGAAGGGUUCGUGAAGAUCCUGAAGGAGCCGACAGCCAAGGUCUUCGAGUCGUUGAUUCGAACUUACGCAGCCGCCGAGAAGAAGAGUCACGUCAUGCAUCGCAGGGUGAAGAUGGAGAAGAUGGAAUUGAGUAAAGAAGGGAAAAUGUUGCUGGAUGAAAUAUCUGCAGCAUGAGGUUGUUUCAAUUUUUGAAGUCUUACCUAUUGGAGAUUUAUCUUUCAAGUGACAUUGUAGAAGAUUUGCAGCUGAUUUUGUUUGGUUAUCACUUUCUUCACAUGAAAGUUUGUAGCUUUCAUCAACCAUUAGUUGGAACUUGUAAUAAUGGUAGAUGUGAUUUCAUAGCAUUUUUCUGUUAAGUUUCUAGAAAUGAAACACCAUAUCUUUUUUCUUGA